Molecule: messenger RNA, 2879 nt
Organism: Medicago truncatula (barrel medic)
Lineage: Eukaryota; Viridiplantae; Streptophyta; Magnoliopsida; Fabales; Fabaceae
Product: protein ALTERED SEED GERMINATION 2
Exons: 20
Coding region: 179-2458 (759 amino acids)
Biological process (GO): negative regulation of fatty acid biosynthetic process
Cellular component (GO): cytoplasm; Cul4-RING E3 ubiquitin ligase complex
Molecular function (GO): protein binding
Source: RefSeq, a predicted model, not a curated record
UUAUGAGAAGGGAAGGAAAGAAGAAGAAGUGUCUGGGCCUUGGAGGGGAUUGUAUUCCAAAAAUAACCGCUGAUUGAUGAAAAGAUCACGCUGAUCAAUCGAUUCAGCUACUUUCUUCACUUCCUUCCUCUCAGAAGCGCAGACUCAACAUCGAUUCUUCUAUUCUUUCUACUCUACAAUGGAUUCCUCUCCUUUUCUCGACGGAAACAUACACAGAAUUCUCGAUUCUCGAUACCUUCACUCUCGCCCUGAUGUUAAUCAGAGUUUGCAGACACACUCCUCUUUGAUUCGAAGACUUUCUCAAGAAAAAGAGUUAGAGGGACAUCUUGGUUGUGUCAAUGCUAUUGCUUGGAAUUCAAAAGGUUCAUUAUUGGUAUCCGGAUCAGAUGAUACACGGAUCAAUGUUUGGAGCUAUGCUGGUCAGAAACUAGUGCAUUCAAUUGACACCGGACAUACUGCAAAUAUAUUCUGUACUAAGUUCAUACCAGAAACAUCUGAUGAGCUUGUAGCCUCUGGGGCGGGAGAUGCUGAAGUUCGGUUAUUCAAUAGGUCUCGCGUAAGUGGCAAUGGACUUAAUGAUAAUCCCAUUACUCCAUCAGCACUUUACCAAUGCCACACUCGUAGGGUCAAGAAAUUGGCUGUUGAAAAUGGAAAUCCCAAUGUGGUAUGGAGUGCCAGUGAAGAUGGAACCUUAAGACAACAUGAUUUUCGGGAAGGCACCUCUUGUCCUCCUGCAGGAUCUCCACGCCAAGAGUGUCACAAUGUUCUACUUGACUUACGGAAUGGAGCUAAAAGAUCCCUUGGUGAUCCUCCUAAACAAGUCCUUGCUUUAAAAUCUUUCGAUAUUAGUUCAACUAGACCUCAUUUGCUCCUUGUUGGUGGGAGUGAUGCCUUUGCACGUCUGUAUGAUAGAAGGAUGCUACCACCUCUAAGCUCCUGUGGAAAAAGAAUGCCUCCACCUCCUUGUGUUAAUUAUUUUUGUCCAAUGCACCUUUCUGAUCGUGGACAUCCAAGUUUGCACUUAACUCAUGUUACAUUUAGUCCUGAUGGAUCUGAGGUUCUCCUGAGCUAUAGCGGAGAGCAUGUUUACUUGAUGAAUGUAAAUCAUGCUGGUGUGAAUGAGGUGCAAUAUAGUUCAGGAGAUGUUUCAAAGCUGAUGACUUACUCUCCAAGCGUUAAUGGGUUAGAAUUACAGCCUUUUGUUUCCAAUGUCUUCACAAAUGGUUUUCACACUAAAAAGAACAUCACUGCCAAGCUUGACAAGUGUAGGAAACUAAUAAAAUAUGGUAAGAAGUCAUUGGACGAGGGGGCACCCUAUUAUGGAAUUGAGGCAUGUAAUGAAGUUUUGAUUGGCUACAAUCAUAUUAUUGGACCUGCACUAAAACAGGAAUGCUUGUGUACUCGUGCUGCACUAUUGCUUAAGAGGAAGUGGAAAAACGAUGCUCAUAUGGCUAUAAGAGACUGCCAUGCUGCUAGGAAAUUUGAUAAAUCCGCAUAUAAACCACUUUACUACAUGUCAGAAGCAUUGUCUCAGUUGGGGAAACACAAAGAAGCUUUGGAUUUUGCUGUUGCUUCCCACUCGCUGGCCCCAUCCAAAUCUGAAGUUGCUGAAAGAGUGGAGAAUGCGAAGAAGGAUAUAGUUUUAGCUGAAACUGAGAAAAAUAGUAAGACAAAUAAUGGAAGAGGUGGAAGAAUGUUAUCAUUAAGUGACAUUCUCUACCGGUCAGAGGCUAAUAGUGAUACUUCACAAGAUGGUCAGAGAUCUGACAGGGAUGAUUCUGAUUAUGAGGAGGAAAUGGAGUUGGACUUUGAAACAUCAGUAUCUGGUGACGAGGAACAUGAUUCUGAUUCAAAUAUUCUUCACCGCAGUUUGAAUCUUAGAAUUCAUCGAAGAGGUGACUCGAGAGAAAAUGUUGAAGCAAGUGGCUCGGACGAAUCACCCUCAUCAUCAUCAUCAUCACAGAAUGGUAGAGCUUCAUACCAGCCCGAAGCAGCUAUUGAUAUGAAGCAGAGGUUUAUUGGGCACUGCAAUGUGGGGACUGAUAUAAAACAGGCUAAUUUUCUUGGUCAAAAAGGUGAAUAUGUUGCCAGCGGUAGUGAUGAUGGCAGAUGGUUUAUUUGGGAAAAGCGGACUGGAAGACUCAUGAAAUUGCUGAGUGGCGAUGAAUCUGUUGUAAAUUGCGUACAAUGUCAUCCAUUUGAUUUUGUUGUGGCAACAAGUGGGAUUGAUAACACAAUAAAGAUAUGGACUCCAAGUGCUCCUGUUGCAUCUUCUGUAGCUGGUGGUUCUGCAGGACCAGAAACUGGUGAUGUGUUGGGUGCUAUGGAGAACAAUCAACAAAAGUUAUCCCGUAAUAGGGAUUCAAUGCUGCCCUUUGAGCUCUUAGAACCAUUUAGAAUGCAUGAGUUUCCUGAAGGAUCACUACGCUUGCGACCUUUUGAAUGUGCCCAAACCUAAAGAUUCACCGAUUUUCACCUGCUGGUGCUAUGUUCGGCGGUACUUGUGAAUCUGGAUUGAGAUGAUUCAGAUGGGGAGCCAAGCAUGGAGACAUUUUAAAGAGAAUAAGUUGAAACAUGGAAAGUAAAUUAUGGGUAUUAUCUGGAAUUUCUUGUUCAAGUAAACAAGUAUUUUCCUGAACUUAUCUACAACAAUAGUGUUGAUUUUUUAAAAAGGUGUACAGAUUUACCGAUUGCCAUGUUUUCUGAUAUACUGUGUAUAGGUGUUUGGUGGCCCCUGAAUUAAAAAUAGUUAAUUAGAUUUAAUGUAUGUAUAUAUAGCGUUUUGUAGUUUAAACGUGAAUAUUAUAGCAACUUAAUAUGCUUGCACUUAAAGUUUCUAACUAUAGUCCCUUAUUGUUUGGAAGACAGAACUUUGCAUU